CUUGAAUUGUCAAGUCUCAGUCUUUUGUCCCUCAUGACAGUUCACGUGAUCCUUUUGUACUGGAAAGUUCUGCAUUCAUUGAGUCGCGUAACUUCAUCACUUUAGGCAUCAUUUCUUGCGUCUUCGCCCCAACCAUGGCAUCCUUAAGACACGAAUUCUAUGAGACAGACGAAAAACUGACGAUCUCCAUCUUUGACCGAGGGGCUGAUCUUGCACAGGUAUCCCUUACGUUUGAGCCAAACAAGGUUAGCUACGCAAAUGGCGAGAAGACGCUAUCCUUAGAGCCGUUGAAAGGACGGAUUGAUCCAGAGAGGUGCGAUUUCACGGUCGGCAAAGUCAAGGUCGAAAUUCGCCUUGUGAAAAUGGCUCAAGGCCGCUGGGGAGGUAUCACUGGUGACGCUCCUGAUCCUCUCCAGACUGCCCCUAUUGGACCAACUACUUCUCCGGCAGUGGCUGAGGCAAGGGCUAAGCCCAAGAAGAACUGGGAGGAACUUACCACCAAAAUUCUCACAUCUGAAAAGGAGGCGACUACAGAUGAGGACCCCAACGUUGGCGGUGACAGUACGGUCAACUCCUUCUUCCAAAAGAUCUUCGGAGAUGCAGAUGAUGACGCCAAACGCGCAAUGAUGAAAAGCUUCCAGGAGAGUGGAGGAACUACCCUUAGCACAAACUGGGAGGAAGUGAGCAAGGGUACCGUCGAAGUGAAGCCUCCGACAGGUAGUGAGUGGAAGAAGUGGAAUUGAACUUGAUCAUAGGCUUGUAUUAUCAGUUACACCGCAUGUUAUCGACGCUUUCAAAGUGGAUCAAUCUUGUCUCUCAUCGAAAGUAUCAGGGUCUUGUCAGCAUAUCAUUUAAAAUGCAUAUUUCUAUCCUGUCAGAAGGAAGUUUAAU
Suillus plorans is the source of this 891-nucleotide messenger RNA. Its product is annotated as SGS-domain-containing protein. Gene Ontology annotation, biological process: protein stabilization. Lineage: Eukaryota; Fungi; Basidiomycota; Agaricomycetes; Boletales; Suillaceae. Gene Ontology annotation, molecular function: protein-folding chaperone binding. The coding region runs from base 135 to 743 and encodes 202 amino acids. The transcript has 4 exons. The record is from RefSeq and is a predicted model, not a curated record.